AUGUUUGAUGGAGAAAGUAAAAAUAGAAGGAUUAAUUUAAGCGGGAAAAAACAAGUUAUUGUGAAUAAAGAUUUUUUUAUUGAAAAAGCAAAAAAAGAGAAAGAAAAUAAUUUGACAUUAAUAAAGAGAAAAAAUGCUUUUAAAAAGAUUAGUGAUUAUAUAGGUUUUAAAAAAUGUCUUGAAAAUAGGAAGAAAGAAAUAAAUGAAGUUGUUUCGAAAAGAAUAAAUGAUAUAAUAUUAUUAGAAAAAAUAGUAUGUCCCUCUAUAUAUAGACAAGCUUUACAAUUAUGUGUAUAUGAAUUUUCUUUACAAUCUUGUUUUCUUUAUUCUGAUCUGAAUUGCUAUUAUUAUUAUAAGUCUAUGGACUUUGAUGGAAUAUACCCACCUGUAAAAAAUUUAUUAAAUACUUUGAAAUUUUAUAAUAAGAUCGAUGAAAAUUGUGUGGAUAAGACUAAUGGAGUUGAUAAUGAAAAUGAAAUGGGUGAUAAUAAAAUGAAUGGUGAUAAAAAAAUAAAAGAUGAUGAUAAAAAAAUAAAAGAUGAUGAUAAUAAAAUGAAUAAUAUUCCAUUAGGUAAUAAUAUAAGCAGAAACGAUACACUCCAAUGUGAUGAAAAGAAGAAUGAAAAUAAUAAUAAUAAUAUGACAGAAACAGAGAGAAAGUUUUUUUAUAGGCAUAAGAAAGAGUUAGAUAUUUUAAUAAACCAUUUGGAUAUUUUGCUGGGUAAUUAUUAUAUAUACAAUUAUAAUAUAUAUGGGGAAUAUUACAAGGAUGUUAAAAAGAUAAAAAAUAUCACACAUACAUAUAAUAAUAGUAACAUUUUAAAAUAUCAUUUAAAUGAUAAUAAUUAUUCAAGUGGGACUUUUUCUAAUCAUAAUAAUAAAAGGUAUAUAUCUGCAAGAAGUAAUAUAUUAAAUAUUGAAUCUGAUAUAAAUAGGAAUCUUCUACAUAUAUAUUAUUUAUAUAAUUUUAUAAUCAAUAAUUCAUUUAUUGAUGAAUUGGUUAAAAGAAAAAUAACAAACGAAAAUAAAAAACCCAAUGUUUCUCUUACCUCUAGUUGUAUUACAUCAUCAAUAGAAACAACAAAUAAUAAUAAGAAUAAUUUAAGUGAUGGUAAUAAUAGUAGUAGUGUUUAUAUAAAUGCUUCUAAUAAAAAACAAAAUGUGAGUGAACUAAGAACCUUUUUAAAAAAAAUAAGUGAUUAUAUAAUAUUAAAUAUCGAAGGAAUAAUUACUGUAAUAAAGAAGAUUUCUAUUUAUUAUGAAAUUAAAGGUGAUGUAAAAUAUGAUAAUAUUAAAUUAAUGAUAUAUAUAUGUGAUAUGAUAUAUAUAUAUUUUUAUAUAUUAAAAAUAAAAGGGAAAGAUAUGAAAUGUAAUAAUAUAAUGGAUAUAAAAUAUAAAAUUAAUUUACUUAUAAAUUUUCUAAAAUUAAAUUUACAAUAUAUUAAGGAACCAUAUAUUUUAUUUGUAUCCUUUUUUAAAUAUAAUAUAUAUGAAUUAUUUGUAAAUACAAUUAAUAUAGAGAAUGAAUUAAAAGAAUGGAAAAUCUUAUUAAUUAGGAUAAUAAAUAAUACAUAUAAAGAUGUGGAUAUUAUGAAAGAAUUAAUAUACAUCAACAAUAGCAACAACAACAACAACAACAAUAAUAAUAAUAAUAAUAAUAUUUAUCAUAGUUGUUCAUAUUUUAAAGUACCCUAUUAUAAUAUGAAAUAUGAUUUAUAUAAUCAAAAAUCAUUCGAUGAAUAUAACAUAUCAGGUGUUAACCUUUUUAAAAAUUUAUUAUUAUUUGUUCAUGUUAAUAAAGAUAUAAUGUAUGAUAAUGUUUUGAAUAUCUUAGCAGAUGUGUAUUUAUUUUUACCACUUGAAUAUCAUCCAUAUAUAUAUAAUAAUAACACGCGCGAAAUUACAAAAAAAAAGAAUGAUAAUAGUGUAAUAAAAAAUAUAAAUCAAGAGAAAUAUUUUGAGAAACAAAAUAUAUCUUUGGAGAUGGGUUAUUAUUAUAAUAAGGAGAUUAUUGAAUCUUUGAUAUAUAUAUGUAAAAAAUAUUGUUUUAAUAAAUUAGAUAGACUGUUGUUUUUUUUAUUACCCUUACGUAAUAUUAAUGGAAAGAUAUUUGAGACAUAUAGAAAUUAUUAUGAUUAUAUGAAGAAUAUAGAAAAGGGGGUAUAUAAAAAAUUUGAUAAAUUAUAUAAAUCACAUAUAAAUAAUCAUAUGAUUAAUAAUAGUAUGCAUAAUAAUAACAUGGAUCAUAUAAAUAAUAAUGUUAAUAAUAAAGGGAAUAAAAAUAUGAGUACGAAUUUUAAAAAUAAUAAUAAUAAAGGAAGUGUCUAUGAUAGUAAUAAUAUUUAUAAUAUUAAUAAUAAUAAUUUUGAAAAUUAUCAGGAUAAAAAAAAUAAAGGCAAUUUGUUUUAUUCAGAUAUGAAUGAAUUUCCAUUUUUAGCAAAUAAUCAAGGAACAAAUUACAAUCGUGAUGAUAAUAAAUAUAAUAAUAAUAUUAAUUAUAAUAAUAAUAAUAUUAAUUAUAAUAAUAAUAAUAAUUAUAAUAAUUAUAAUUAUUAUUAUCAUUCAUGUAGUGGAAAUAAUAGUUAUGUUCAUGCAAAUGGUUUUUUUUCAUUAGAAAAUAUUAUUGGUAAAAGAGAUAAAAAGAUUCUAGGUGCGAAUUCCUAUUUAUUUAAUGAUAUGAUUAAUAAUGAUAUAAUAUUAAGAAUAAAAAAAAUUUUAAUAAUAAAUAAUAUACAUAUAUAUUUAAUUAAAAAAAUAUAUUUAUUUUGGUGUUAUAGUUGUAAAUCUAAUGAUAAUUCAUUUUUUAAAAAUGUUAUGUUUUUUCCUUACUAUGAUAAUACGCAUAUAUCUAUAUAUUUGUCAUCCUUUUGUUUUUUAUUGCAUUAUUAUUUAGUUGUUAAUAUGUUUAAUCAGUUAAUUGACAUAAAUAAAUUUAAGAUGUUUAAGAGAAAUGAAAUCCAUUAUGACAUAAAGAAUGAUGUGGUAUCUAGAGAAAAUAAUAUAAUGUCAUCAAAAUGUGAUAUGGAAAAUGACCAGCAGCAGCACCAAAAUAGCAACAACAAUAAUAAUAAUAAUAAUAAUAUUAAUAAUAUUUAUAGUAAUAAUAAUUAUAGUAAUAAUAUUUAUAGUAAUAAUAUGAUGACAUACCUCUUGAUGAAUAAAUAUUUUAAAAGAGUAUGUAAACUUAUUAUUUUAUCCUUGUGGUAUAUAUUAAAACAUUCCAUAAAUUGUAUUUAUAAUGAAUUAAUUAAAAAAAAAAAUUUAAAUGUAAAAAGUAAACAGUUGCAUUAUAUAGAAGAUAUAGAUGAUGAAGAUAUAUAUAAUGAUGAUGAUGAAGAACAUGAAAAUGAAAUGAUAAAAAAGGAAGAAAAUCAUAUUGAUGAAAUUCAUUCUAAACAAUUUACAACAAAUAUUUAUGAUAAUGAUUAUAUAUCUUUAUUGAAUUUUCAAAAAAUAAAAAUAUCAAUGGAUGAUAUAAUGUGUGAUAAAAACUGUUAUGAUAUAAAUAAAGGACAUGUAUAUUUAAAUAUGCAGGAAGAAAAUAUGUCUUUGAUUAAAAGGUAUAUAGAAAACGAAGGGAAUAAAGAAAGUUCGAAAUGUUAUAAUAGUAUGGAUGAAAAAAAUAUUAUUGAAAUAAAAAAUAUUUUUGAUGAACUAGAUAAAAUAAAUAUGUAUAAUUAUCAGAGUUAUAUAGAAGGGAAUAUGUUUUUUCAUAAUCAAAAUAAUACAAAUGUGGAACAUUUAAAAUAUGUUGAUAAUGUGAAAUCUUUUUCAAAUGAUCAAUCAUAUCAAAAUGUUAUUCCUUUUGAAAAUAAUUCAUUUGUAAAUAAUAAUAAUAAUAAUAAUAAUUAUUAUUAUUAUAAUAAUUCACAUAUAUCUAUUAAUCCUAGUCACAAUGAAGAAAUUCCAAACAACUAUAAUAACAUGUCUUUUCAAAACAAUGGAGAACUUUUUGAUAACAUGAAAAACAAAAAUAGCAAUACGAAGAAAAAGAAUAACGACGAUUCUUGUUAUUCGAAUGUAAUAAAUUAUUAUUUAUAUAAUAAUGAUAACAAAGGGUUAAGUUAUAUUUUGCCCAUAUUAUUAAAAAAGUUAUAUAAGUUGAAUAGCUAUAUACAUAUAUUUGAUGACGAUUUUUUUGUAAUAAAAGAGACUUAUAAUUUAUUAAAAAAUCGUUUUCAUAUAAUAGGUGAGAGUAAUAAUAUAAAUUAUAAUAAUAAUAGUUAUGAUGAAGAAACCAAUUUAUAUUUAGAAAAGAAUGAUAUAUAUUUAAAUAAUAACAUAAAAUUUGUAAAUGUAUUGGCAAAUUAUUUAUUACGUUAUGUGCCUUUUACGUUACCUUUUGAUGAUCGUUUAUUAAUAUUUUAUCAUUUUAGAAAUAAAAAUAAAGAGAGUAUAAGAGAUGAUUCAACAUAUAAUUUAUUAGAAAGAAAACAUAUGUUAAUAAGAAGAACGAACAUAUUAGAAGAUGGAUUUAUAUCAUUGAAUAUAUUAGAUAACUUACAAAUUAAACAAAAUGUUCGUAUAUCUUUUAUAGAUAAAAAUGGAAAUGAAGAAACAGGAAUAGAUGGAGGAGGAUUAUUUAAAGAAUUUAUUAUAUUAUUAUGUAGAGAAAUAUUUCAUCAAAAUUUUAUUUUAUUUCAGAAUGUUGAAAAUCAUACUUUAUUUCCUAAAUAUUAUAAUGAAAAUGAUAAUUUAAUUUUAUAUGAAUUUUGUGGAAAAGUAAUUGGAAAAGCAAUAUAUGAAAGAAUAUUAAUAGAAUCAGUUUUUAAUAAAGUAUUUUUAAAUAAUAUAUUAUUUGAUAAUAUGGAUAUAAAUGAUUUAUAUUUUAUUGAUCAAAAUGUAUUCAAUAGUUUAUUGUAUGUUCAAAAUGUUGAAAAUGUUGAGAAAUUAUGUUUAACAUUUUGUAUAUAUGAAAAAAAAUAUCCAGAUGGUGAAAAAUUUACAAAGGAUCAAUAUGAAAAGAUAACAAAUUAUUUUUACGAAUUAUCUAAGAGGAAUAAUAAUUACAAUUCUAAUAAUCGUCACACAAAUCAUCACAAUAAUAAUAAUAAUAAUAAUAAUAAUAAUAAUAAUUUUCUUUUUUUUAAUCAUAUGGAUAAUUUAGAAAACCUUUUCUUUUCAAGUGAUAAUAAUAAUACAUAUAAUUUUACAAGUAUGAAUAAUUUUUUUCACAUGAUAAAUAAUUUAGAUUCCAUGAUUAGUAAUAUCAGUUCCACAAAUAAUUCCACUUUUUCUCACAACCGUAUGUAUAGAAAUCACUUGAAUAAUAUACCCAAUGGAUUAAACAAUAUUAAUAUUAAUAAUAUAAUAAUGAAUGAGGAUACAUCAAAUUAUAGUAGUAUAGAUGAAAGGAAUGAAUCACACAUUUUAGAAUCCAACGUAGAAGAACACCUUUCUUCAAACAGUCAGAUGAUUCAAAAUGAUGAAUCGGAAGAACAAAAUCAACAUAUUGAAGAAAUGCCAUCCAUAGAUAUAAAUAGAAAUAAUAAUAAUAAUAAUAAGAAGAAGAAUAAAAAAUAUAAGGAUGAUAAUAAAAAUAAAAUAUUUGAUAAUUCCCUUUAUGAGGAUGAACAAAAUUUGGAAUGCAUAGAUCUCAUAGAAAAUGGACGUAAUAUCGCUGUAACAGAUGAAAAUAAAAAAUUGUAUAUAAAAUUAUAUAUAAAUUAUAAAUACAAUAAAUUAAUAAAGAAAAAAACACAACGAUUUUCAAAAGGAUUAUCACAAUUAAUACCAAUAAAAUGGUUUAAGCUUUUUAGUUCUCAUGAAUUAAAAACACUUAUAUCAGGAAAAGAUAAAUGUUUUGAUGUAGAUGAUUUAAAAAGAAAUGUUGUUUAUGGAGGUGGAUAUAAUGAAAAUAGUACUACAGUUUUACAUUUAUUUGAAAUAUUAAAAGAUUUUUCACCAAAUGAAAAAAGUUUAUUUCUUAUGUUUGUAACUAGUUGCUCAAGAUCCCCUCUAUUAGGAUUUCAAGAAUUAUAUCCAAAAUUUUGUAUAUAUAGGGUACCUGAUCAUACAAGAUUACCUACAGCAUCUACUUGUGUUAAUUUGUUGAAAUUACCAGAUUAUUUAUCAAAACAAGUGUUGUAUAAAAAUUUGAUCACAGCAAUAAAUGAUACACAGGGAUUCGAUUUGAGUUAG
Plasmodium gaboni is the source of this 6141-nucleotide messenger RNA. RefSeq names its product putative ubiquitin-protein ligase. The record is from RefSeq and is a predicted model, not a curated record. The transcript has a single exon. Lineage: Eukaryota; Apicomplexa; Aconoidasida; Haemosporida; Plasmodiidae. Gene Ontology annotation, molecular function: ubiquitin protein ligase activity. Gene Ontology annotation, biological process: protein polyubiquitination; ubiquitin-dependent protein catabolic process. The coding region runs from base 1 to 6141 and encodes 2046 amino acids.